UGGCUGGCAAAGCAAAUAAGACGCUUAAAUCAUCAGGCGGUUAUUAUGAAAGGAAACUACUAUAAGAUGUCUCGUAACAAAGACAAAUACGACAGCACGAACAGAAGGCAGCAGAUAUUCUUAACAGCUGAGGACAUUGCUGCUGGCAAGAAGACCAACUGGACGGGUCUCGAGAUAACAGGCUGUGUGCGUAACAUAAGUCCAUCGUUGUGGGAGUUUGAGCAUCUGACCGCCCUCUAUCUGAAUGACAAUCAGCUGUUGCGACUACCAGCGGAUGUGGGCAUGUUGGUUAGCCUGCGCACCCUCGACUUGUCCACCAACAAGCUGCGCAGCCUGCCCGCCGAGCUGGGCGAACUCAUACAACUGAGGGAACUACUGUUGAACAACAACUUUCUGCGUGUGCUGCCCUACGAAAUUGGCAAGCUCUUCCAUCUGGUUGUACUGGGUCUGAUGGGCAAUCCUCUGCAAAAGGAGUUUAUGAACAUCUACAAUGAGCCUAACGGAACACCGAAACUGCUCACCUACAUGCUGGACAACUUGUCAUUUACCGUCAAUCCACCGCCCCAAAGACCAUGGCUGCCACUCGCCAAGCCCAACAAAUCGCGACCAGCCUGCAUUUUUACGGUUAUGUGUUAUAAUGUGCUCUGCGACAAGUAUGCGACGCGACAAAUGUACGGCUAUUGUCCAUCGUGGGCCCUGUGUUGGGAGUACCGAAAGAAGUCAAUUAUCGAUGAGAUACGCCAUUAUGCGGCUGACAUUAUAAGUUUGCAGGAGAUCGAGACGGAACAGUUCUAUCACUUUUUCCUGCCCGAACUAAAGAACGAUGGCUACGAGGGCAUCUUCUCUCCCAAGUCGCGCGCCAAGACAAUGUCCGAGGUGGAACGCAAAUAUGUUGAUGGCUGUGCGAUAUUCUUUCGAACAUCAAAAUUCACACUGAUUAAGGAGCAUCUAAUUGAAUUUAAUCAGCUGGCCAUGGCCAAUGCGGAGGGCUCGGACAAUAUGCUGAACCGUGUGAUGCCGAAGGAUAACAUUGGAUUGGCCGCACUGUUGAAGGUGAAAGAGACGGCUUGGGAGCCAAUGUCUGAGGUUACACAGAUCUCACAGCCGCUGCUCGUGUGCACCGCCCACAUACAUUGGGAUCCCGAAUUCUGCGAUGUCAAACUCAUACAGACAAUGAUGCUGAGCAACGAGCUAAAGACGAUCAUUGACGAGGCCAGUCACAGCUUUCGGCCGGGCCACAAGAACGACUCGAAUAGUGUGCAACUGCUGCUCUGUGGCGAUUUCAAUUCGCUGCCCGAUUCGGGCGUCGUCGAGUUUCUGGGCAAGGGCCGCGUUGCAAUGGACCAUUUGGACUUCAAGGAUAUGGGCUACAAGCUGUGCCUGCAACGCUUGCUGUCCAACGAUACCAACGAGUUUACGCAUUCCUUUAAGCUUGCCUCCGCCUACAGCGAGGACAUUAUGCCGCACACAAACUAUACGUUCGAUUUCAAGGGCAUCAUCGACUAUAUAUUCUACACAAAGACGGGCAUGGUGCCGCUGGGCCUGCUGGGGCCGGUGUCGACGGAGUGGCUGCGGGAAAAUAAAGUGGUUGGCUGUCCACAUCCGCACAUACCAUCCGAUCAUUUUCCGCUGCUGGUUGAACUGGAGCUGAUGCAUACGGCCAGCCAGCAGGCGCCUCCCAAUGGGCUAAUAAAUCGACGGUAGCAAUAGACUCGGCGCGGUAGGCCAUCAUCGACCAUGGUGACGACAGCAACAGCAACAACAACAUCGACGGCAACAAUUCGGACAGCAGCAACGGCUGGCGGCGGCGGAGGUGGCGGCGCCAACAGCAGCACGCUGCCAUUCAAAUAUCGGGGACGCAGCAACAGCGGCAAUAAUAGGAACAAGACCAAUAAUCAAAAUAGCAACAACAAUAAUAUCCGAAGCAAUAGCAAUAGCAGCAGCAACCUGCGUCAAGCCGCACCCCAUGGAACAUUACGCAAACCGCAAACGAUUAACACAACCUCACCAAAAGAGCCCCAAAAGCCCUUUACAUGAAUCCCCCAAAUGCUCGACCAACCAACAACCAACCAACCAACCAUCAACCAUCAACCUCAAUACAUCAACCUCGUGGUCGCCACUCAUUAAUAAUUCAACUUAUAGUUUAGUUCUAAUUCUGGCUUGAUUUCAAUCACAAUGCACACACUCACAAAAAAAACAACUCAUACACCACACACGCAUAUGAGUUCUAAGAUGACGAAGUUGUGGAGGGUCCGCUGAUCUGUGCACUGUCUCGUCAAACGAGCGUUAAGAAUGCGACUUACAGUGGAUAACGCAAUCCGAUAGUGCUGUA
Messenger RNA from Drosophila grimshawi, 2332 nucleotides. RefSeq names its product CCR4-NOT transcription complex subunit 6-like (gene twin). The record is from RefSeq and is a predicted model, not a curated record. The transcript is spliced from 8 exons. Gene Ontology annotation, cellular component: CCR4-NOT complex; nucleus; cytoplasm. The coding region runs from base 46 to 1704 and encodes 552 amino acids. Gene Ontology annotation, biological process: nuclear-transcribed mRNA poly(A) tail shortening. NCBI's taxonomy places the organism in Eukaryota, Metazoa, Arthropoda, Insecta, Diptera, Drosophilidae. Gene Ontology annotation, molecular function: protein binding; poly(A)-specific ribonuclease activity.